AUGGCCACGUCGUCACCUGGGGGGACCGGGAUUUCGGUGGAGAUUCCCGGGCGGUGCAGACGCAGCUGGAGCAGGUCACGGCCCUCUGCGGCAGCGGCAGCGCCUUCGCAGCGCUCCGGAAGGCACGGCGAACGUGGCGAACGGGGAGAAGCGCGCCAGGACCGUUCAGUGGUCACCUGGGGCGAUCCAAAGGCCGGUGGCGACUCCAGCCUGGUCGAGAUGCAGUUGCAGGAUGUGUAUCAACUCCAUUCCAAUGAGAAGGCCUUCUGUGCGGUUUUACACAGUGGAGGAUGCGUGAUUUGGGGCGACCCCUUGUGCGGUGGGCGCUCCUGGAGGGUGACCUGGGCCCUGAAGGACGUGCAGCAGGUGGCGUCGACCGCCUUUGCCUUCGCGGCGAUCUUGCAGAACGGGCAGGUGGUCACCUGGGGUGAGAAGCACUGCGGUGGCGACAGCUCAUCAGUGCAGCACCUCCUCAAGGAAGUGCAGCAAGUGAGGGGCUCGCGACAGGCCUUCGCCGCCAUCGUGGCGGGCGGAAAAGUGGUCACCUGGGGCCAUCCCAAUGCUGGGGGAAGCUGUGACUACAAUGUAGCUCAGCAGCUGCAGAAUGUCCAUUCCGUUGACGCCUUGAACGUCUACUGA
Durusdinium trenchii is the source of this 639-nucleotide messenger RNA. Lineage: Eukaryota; Dinophyceae; Suessiales; Symbiodiniaceae. The record is from the annotation of a GenBank genome assembly.